Messenger RNA from Mesorhabditis spiculigera, 894 nucleotides. Lineage: Eukaryota; Metazoa; Nematoda; Chromadorea; Rhabditida; Rhabditidae. The record is from the annotation of a GenBank genome assembly.
AUGGAGCUUCUCGUUAUUUAUCAUACAGUAUGCCCAGCCGCGUGUCCCCAGCUGCCCUCAUCUUUUUACGGCAUGGCGGAUUUGCGCGUGCAGCGCCAGGGCAUCGACACGACGUUCAUCACGGCGCACGGGCUUGUCGGAUAUGAAUGUCUCGACGAGGAAACGUCGCGCGUGCCCAAGAGGCUGCAGAAGCUUCGUGAGCUGAUACCUAGCCGCACCCCGUUCUCCAUUGAGCUGACCCUGUUGGUGACGUUGCCGGCUUCGGACUUCGCGGCCCCUCCCGAGCCGAGAUCCAUCCGUCCGCCCCCGAACGGCGACUUCCGCUUCCGCUCCCUGCUCGACACUUCCCUACACGACUUCACGAUCCGCUGCCUGGACGGGGUGGUGACGGCGACGCGCGAAUCGCUCUACCAGGCCUCCAUUCAUUUUCGAGAUUUCUUCGAGAUGCAACGCGACGUGGUGGUCACGGCCGAAAAUGCGAACUGUCUGCCCGUCAAGCAGUCCCUUCAAUUCCUCCUCACCGGCACAUUCGAGCACGACGGCGAGAUGACGCCCGCCCACGCCCGUCAGCUCUUUGACGUCUCCAGAAAGUACCGCCCGAAAAGCCUGGAGCGCCUCCGCGCCGCGGUCCAGCACCACGUUUUCCCGCAGAUUUUUCAGCAUCGCGAUCGGCUGAACUAUCUGCUCGAGUUCUUCCUGGUGGCCGAGCGGAAUAAUCUGGAAGCGUUGCUUACGGGCCCUCGCGGCGCGGAUGCGGCGCUGCUCGCCGAACUGCACCAGAAUGGCGGCGGGCUACCGUUGUUUGGGCAGACACCGCAUAGCAAACUCACCCUGUUCUUCUCGCAGGUCCGCGGAGUUGACAUGGUCGAUCGUCCGCCACCUAUUGGCGUCACU